This is a messenger RNA of Trifolium pratense (red clover), 3736 nucleotides long. RefSeq names its product leucine-rich repeat receptor-like protein kinase PXC2. Gene Ontology annotation, biological process: protein phosphorylation. The record is from RefSeq and is a predicted model, not a curated record. Gene Ontology annotation, molecular function: ATP binding; protein binding; protein kinase activity. The coding region runs from base 641 to 3496 and encodes 951 amino acids. The transcript is spliced from 2 exons. Lineage: Eukaryota; Viridiplantae; Streptophyta; Magnoliopsida; Fabales; Fabaceae.
AAAUCCUCUCGGUUGAAUUUCUCUCUCUCACACACUAUUAAUGGCUUCUCAACCCCCAAAGCUUCCACCAACAAUUGUUUUUUUCUCUAUAAUCUCUUCCCUCAUUGCGUCCCUUUCGCCGCUUUCUCUGGAAACCAAUAUCUAAAUCAAAAAAAUCAUUUUUUUUCUCUCCUUCUUCUUUUCACUACUACACAAGCUAAAAAAGAAAGUAAAAAAAAUCAAUUAUUUUUACUAUACCAUCCUUUGAUUCUUAGUAUAAAAUUGACCCAUUGUUCUAUAUUCUUAGUGGGAACAUGUUCAUUCAUCUUUGAAUGGAAGAGAUUUUGAAAUUCUCAACAGUGAAAAAGCAAAAAAAGUGAUUUUCUUCAACUCACUUUACUUUGUCUUUUUUCUUCUUUUCAUUCUCACAUGGUUUUUGUCUAACCCUUUUUCUUUUCUUUAUUUUUUUCUCUUCUCUUCUCUUUUUGUUUACUUGCAACUUCUUCUACAGUUUCUGUCUUCUGCUGAGAACAAGAAACUUCUCAUCAUACCAACACUUUCUUAUUCUUAAUGUUAUUGUUAAAGGUUAAACCUUUGUUGAAAUUCAUGAAGAAAAAUCAUUCUUUUUGAAGUUUAAACACUACCCUUUUGAUUCUUACACAUGUUUUGUUCUACAAAGAUGUUGAAAUUCAGUUUGUUUUUUUUGAGUAUUUUUGGUUUGGUUCUGGUUUCAGUGUUUUCUGUUGAUGAUCCUGUUUUCAAUGAUGAAAUAAUGGGAUUAAUUGUGUUUAAAGCUGGUUUACAAGAUCCUAAUCAUAAACUAAUUUCAUGGAAUGAAGAUGAUUACACACCUUGUAAUUGGGAAGGUGUGAAAUGUGAUUCUUCAAACAAUAGAGUUAUUUCUAUUGUUCUUGAUGGAUUUUCUCUUUCAGGACACAUUGAUAGAGGUUUAUUGAGAUUACAGUUUCUUCAAACUCUUUCACUUUCUGGUAACAAUUUCACAGGUUUCAUAAACCCUGAUCUUCCUAAACUUGGAAAUUUACAAGUUGUUGACUUUAGUUAUAACAAUCUUAAAGGGUCAAUUCCUGAAGAGUUUUUUCAACAAUGUGGAUCUUUGAAAACUGUUAACUUUGCUAAGAAUAAUCUUACAGGUAAAAUUCCUGAUUCUCUUAGCUUAUGUAACACUUUGACAAAUGUUAACUUUUCUUAUAAUCAAAUUUAUGGAAAUUUGCCAUCUGAGGUUUGGUUUUUGAGAGGUUUACAAUCACUUGAUGUUUCAAAUAAUUUGCUUGAUGGAGAAAUUCCUAAGGGGAUUCAAAACCUUUAUGAUUUGAGGGAAUUGAGUUUGAAGAAAAACCGUUUUAGUGGUCGAAUUCCCGAGGAUAUUGGUGGUUGCAUAGUUUUGAAAUCGCUCGAUUUGAGUGGUAAUUUUCUGUCUGGUGGAAUUCCUCAAUCAAUGAAACAAUUGAAUUCUUGUAAUUCUCUCAUUUUGCAAGGAAAUUCAUUCACAGGUAAUAUUCCUGAUUGGAUUGGAGAGUUGAAAGAUCUAGAAAUAUUGGAUCUUUCUGAAAAUAGAUUUUCGGGUUGGAUUCCAAAGUCAGUAGGGAAUCUUGAAAUGCUGCAAAGAUUGAAUUUUUCGAGGAAUCAGUUAACAGGAAACUUGCCGGAUUCAAUGAUGAAUUGUACUAAGCUUUUGGCUCUUGACAUUAGUCAAAAUCAUUUGGAUGGUUAUCUUCCUUCAUGGAUUUUUAGGAAGGGUAAUUAUCAUGGUCUCGAGGUUUUGGAUUUGUCUUCCAAUGGAUUUUCUGGUGGACUUCCGUCUAAUAUCGGUGGUCUUGGUAGUUUGAAAAUCUUGAAUUUGUCUACCAACUAUUUCUCUGGUUCUAUUCCUGGUGGGAUAGGUGAACUCAAAUCUUUAUACAUUGUUGACUUGAGUGACAAUGCGCUUAAUGGAAGCAUUCCUUUUGAAAUAGAAGGUGCAAUUUCACUCGGUGAAUUGAGGCUACAUAAGAAUUCCCUUGGUGGGAGAAUUCCCGAACAAAUCGCGAAGUGUUCAUCUCUAACAACUUUGGUUCUUUCUCACAACAAGCUUACUGGUUCAAUCCCUGCGGCCAUUGCAAACCUAACCAAUCUUCAGCAUGUAGAUUUGUCGUGGAAUGAGCUCUCUGGUAGUCUACCAAAGGAGCUCACAAAUCUUUCCAAUCUUUUGUCAUUUAAUGUGUCUUACAACCACCUUCAAGGCGAGUUACCGGUUGGUGGGUUCUUCAACACCAUCUCCUCUACAUCUGUUACCGGUAACGCAUUGUUGUGUGGUUCUGUUGUCAAUCACUCCUGUCCGUCGGUUCAUCCGAAACCUAUUGUCUUGAAUCCCAACUCUUCAGCUUCCAACUCCAGCGUUUCCUCAAAAUAUCAUCGACACAAGAUCAUUCUUAGUAUAUCUGCUCUUAUUGCUAUUGGUGCAGCUGCUUUUAUUGCAGUUGGCGUUGUGGCUAUCACUUUCCUAAAUAUGCGCGCCCGUUCUGCAAUGGAACGAUCUGCUGCUCCAUUUGCAUUCUCAGGUGGUGAUGACUAUACAAAUUCUCCGGAGAAUGAUCCGAACUAUGGCAAACUUGUCAUGUUUUCUGGUGAUGCAGACUUUGCUGAUGGAGCUCAUAAUCUCCUUAAUAAAGAGAGUGAAAUAGGCCGUGGUGGAUUUGGAGUUGUUUAUCGCACUUACCUUCGAGACGGGCAUGCUGUUGCAAUCAAGAAGCUGACAGUCUCAAGUUUGAUCAAGUCUCAAGAAGAGUUCGAGAAGGAAGUGAAAAGGUUUGGGAAGAUUCGGCACCAGAAUCUUGUGGCACUCGAAGGUUAUUAUUGGACUUCAUCGUUGCAGCUUCUCAUUUACGAGUACCUAUCAAGUGGUAGCUUGCAUAAGCUUCUGCACGACAAUACCAACAAAAAUGUCUUAUCUUGGCGACAAAGGUUCAAGAUUAUUCUCGGCAUGGCAAAAGGGUUGGCACAUUUGCACGAAACAAACAUUAUCCACUAUAAUCUAAAAUCAACCAAUGUUCUCAUCGACUCUUCCGGCGAGCCAAAGAUCGGUGAUUUCGGCCUGGUGAAGCUCUUACCAAUGCUAGACCAUUGUGUGUUAAGCAGCAAAAUUCAAAGUGCGCUCGGAUACAUGGCUCCUGAGUUUGCUUGCCGCACAGUUAAGAUAACCGAGAAAUGCGACGUGUACGGUUUCGGAAUCCUUAUUUUAGAGAUAGUGACAGGAAAAAGACCUGUGGAAUACAUGGAAGAUGAUGUGGUGGUUCUAUGUGACAUGGUGAGGGGUGCAUUGGAAGAAGGAAAGGUUGAACAAUGUAUCGAUGAAAGACUUUUAGGUAAUUUUGCUGCUGAAGAAGCAAUUCCUGUUAUAAAACUAGGGUUGAUUUGUGCAUCACAAGUUCCAUCAAAUAGGCCUGAUAUGAGUGAGGUUAUCAACAUUUUAGAGUUAAUUCAGUGCCCUUCAGAAGGACAAGAGGAACUAUUAGAAUGAAUUUUGAGAGAAAACAAACAGCACACAUUGAAGUACCUGGUGAAGUAGAAUCCAGUUUAAAAAGUUAUUACAAUAGAAUGUUAUUAAGUCAAUUUUCUUCUUUUUCAACUUAUUGUUCCUUUUUAAGUUGAUUUUUUUUUUCUUUGUUCUUAUUUUUGUUUAUCUUAUGUUUUGUAUCACUGGAUUUUUCUUCACCAGUUAGAUGGCUGAUAUAAAUAUAAUGAUAUAUCUUAAUCAUAA